Messenger RNA from Apus apus (common swift), 5641 nucleotides. Its product is annotated as solute carrier family 22 member 5-like. Gene Ontology annotation, cellular component: membrane. The coding region runs from base 50 to 1723 and encodes 557 amino acids. Gene Ontology annotation, biological process: carnitine transport; transmembrane transport. NCBI's taxonomy places the organism in Eukaryota, Metazoa, Chordata, Aves, Apodiformes, Apodidae. The transcript is spliced from 10 exons. The record is from RefSeq and is a predicted model, not a curated record. Gene Ontology annotation, molecular function: transmembrane transporter activity; ATP binding.
CCGCGCCAGACCGGCCCGCAGGUAGCGGCGGCCGCAGCUGGGCCGCGCCAUGCGCGACUACGAGGAGGUGACCGCCUUCCUGGGCGAGUGGGGCCGCUUCCAGCGCCUCGUCUUCUUCCUCCUCAGCGCCAGCAUCGUCCCCAACGGCUUCAACGGCCUCUCCAUCGUCUUCCUGGCCGGCACCCCCGAGCACCGGUGCGCCGUGCCCCGCGGGGCCAACCUGAGCGGCGAGUGGCGGAACGCCAGCAUCCCGCUGGAGCUGCGGGGCGGGCAGGAGGCGCCGAGCCGCUGCCGCCGCUACCGCCUGGCCGCCAUCGCCAACUUCUCGGCGCUGGGGCUGCGGCCCGGCUCCGAUGUGGAGCUGCGCUCGCUGGAGCAGGAGCCCUGCCUGGACGGCUGGGAGUACAGCCGCGAUGUCUACCGCUCCACCAUCGUCACCGAGUGGAAUCUGGUGUGUGACAACGACUGGAAGGGACCCCUGAGCACCUCCCUGUUCUUCGUGGGUGUCCUGAUUGGAUCUUUUGCCUCAGGGCAGCUCUCAGACAAGUUUGGCAGGAAGAAUGUGCUGUUUGCAACCCUGGCAAUGCAGACUGGCUUCAGCUUUGUCCAGGUCUUUUCUACCAGCUGGGAGAUGUUUUCAGUGUUCUUUGUGCUGGUUGGCAUGGGACAAAUCUCAAACUACGUGGCAGCAUUUGUUCUUGGCACAGAAAUCCUUGGCAAAUCCAUCCGUGUGCUGUUCUGCACCCUGGGAGUCUGCAUAUUCUAUGCCUUGGGCUACAUGUUGCUGCCACUCUUUGCUUACUUCAUCAGGGACUGGCGGAUGCUGCUGCUGGCACUCACCCUGCCUGGGCUGCUCUGCAUCCCUCUCUGGUGGGUCAUUCCGGAAUCUCCACGGUGGCUGAUCUCCCAGGGGAGAUUUCAGGAGGCUGAAGACAUCAUCCGAAAGGCUGCAAAAACCAAUGGCAUCACAGCCCCAGAUGUCAUACUUGACCCCAGUGAGCUGCAAGAUUUGGAUUCCCAGAAGCAACAGACAUACACCAUUUUGGAUCUCAUGAGAACCCGAAAUAUCCUCACGAUCACCAUUAUGUCAGUGCUGCUUUGGAUGAUAAUAUCCGUCGGUUAUUUUGGGCUUUCUCUGGACACACCAAACCUGCACGGGGAUGUCUACGUGAACUGCUUCCUCUCGGCAGUGACGGAGGUUCCAGCCUACAUCAUCUCCUGGCUGCUGCUGCGCAACCUGCCCCGACGGUACUCGAUGGCUGCCGCCUUGUUCUUGGGAGGCUGUGUCCUUCUCUUCAUUCAGCUGGUGCCUUCACAUAUCCGUGCGGUCUCCAUCCUGCUGGUGAUGUUGGGGAAGUUUGGGAUCACAUCUGCCUUUUCAAUGGUUUAUGUUUACACGGCUGAGCUCUACCCAACAGUAGUGAGAAACAUGGGAGUUGGGGCCAGUUCCAUGGCCUCCAGGCUGGGCAGCAUCCUCUCUCCCUACUUCGUUUACCUCGGUGCCUAUGAUCGGUUCCUGCCUUACAUCCUGAUGGGCAGCCUGACUGUGCUCUCAGGAAUUCUGACUUUGUUUCUGCCAGAAAGCUAUGGCAUGCCUCUGCCAGACACUAUUGAGCAGAUGCUCUUGGUGAAAGGAUUUGAGUACAGGCCUACAUCUGGUAGCACCAGGGAUUCCAAGGAAGAAGAAGAAAACCCAGAGAUUUUAAAAAGCACAGCUUUCUGAUGGAGCUCCUGUAUGUUUCCUGGUGGACUGAAAGCUCAAUGGACUUUUCUUCUAAUACUCAUUCUAGAAGGGGCUAGUAGCAACUUUGUUUCCUGUAAUUUUAACCUUAUUUAUUAAUUUAAGCACUGUGUUCUGUACAUUCUCUUUUUAUAUGAACAUAAAUACUGUAUGGCCUUCAGUCAGAUUUUUUCAGCCACAGUUGUUUGAAUGCAAUAGUGCCAGGGAACAGUAUCUGAUCAAUCCUUUGUAACUUUAAGCAUAUAGUUCAGCUGAAAGAUACUUGAAAACGACCUUGAGGGCUAGCAGGGAACCUUCUCCAGAGCUAAUGCACAUCAAGAAGUAGAAAAUGCCAGGAAAAGCUGCUAAUUGGUUUUGAUUUCUUGACUUCUGUCCCUGGACAGGAAACUUAUUUAUUGGAGUGAAGGUUAUGAGAUCAUGCUUCUCUCUGGUCUUGCUCAAAUGACUUUGCACAUGCUGAAUUUGUUACCAAAUGCAGAAAGAUGCAAAGAAAGAUUCUAAGAAUUGAUUCUGCCUGAAUGUGUUUUAAAACUCAAGAUAGAUUGAGAAGAUUGUAUUGCACAAAAUACUUAUAGCACUGAAAUUUUGCUCACCCGAUUCACUUGAUUCCAGUGUGGUUUUCAACUCUAUGGUGAAGUUGUUUACAUCUGCCCCUGGGUCUGGCCUGCUUCCAGGCUGUAUUUAUUUUAAAUGAUGCAGAAGGUUUCAUCUGUGUGCAGAGGGAGGUGGUGGUAGUUUGGGGUUCUUCCCUUUUGGAAGUGUUCUGUCUAAAUUGUUGUUAAUGUCUUCUGUGCAAUUUGGGUGAUGAAAAGAAUUCUCCUGUCUUUGUUGUGUGCUUUUCAGACACAUGCACACACACACACAAUUAAUGUAUUUGGAGAGAAAUUUUUUGUGUUAAUCUUUGCCACUGCAUUGACCUCAUGGUGGAAUGUACUGAGAACAAAAUUCAGAAUAUAUUUCUGGCCCCUGGUUCUCCAUUUUCAAGUGCCAGCCAUGUGAGGUCUGUUACUUCACUUAACUCAUACAAUCAGUGAAUUGUUUUCAAAUUGCUUUUUUUUUUUUAAAUCAGAAUCAUCUGCCAAGAAAUUGUUCCUUGGGUUGCAAAAGCACCUUGGGCAUUACCUGUGUGUCUUUCAAUAUAUACAAUAUACAUGCACACCCAGUCUCCUUUCUGCUCUUCUGAUCGUGCUUUGAGAAGAUGUGAGUGGGGAAAGAUUUCUCUCUUGUAGCACUUGUUUGUGUUUUGUUCUGUCUUGUAGAAACUUAAGAAACAGAACCUAAACCUUUGUAGUCAAAGCUGUUAGGGGCCUUAAUCUGCUGUGGCAGCUGGUUGUGAAAGUUCAGGAUUUUCCUACUGUAUCUAAAUAUAUAAAUGGCAUCAGCUGAUUCCAGUCUCUUGCUAACCAGUCCCCCCUGUUCUGUCCUUGGUAACCAGGUCCAGUCAUUGGGUUGAUGCCUCUGGGUGUUUGCCCUCUGGAAACAAGAAAGGAGAAAAAAACCUGUACAGCCUAUAGUGGGUUUUGUUUAAACUCUUCCUGCCAGCCUCUUGAGCUCUAGGGUUUGCUCUGCUUUCCUUGCAGCUUCUCACCUUGUGAGCUGGCCAGUCUUCCUGGGUCAGAGAAGGAUACCAAGAAAGGGUUUUCUCAUACGGUCAGUUCUUCUGAGGGAAGAAAUCCCAGUGUUUGGGCAGGUUCUGGGUCACUUCUGUUUAAGAGGUUGAUAGGGCCUUGGCAGGAGGGUUUCAAGGGUGAUUUGAAGCUGGUGCAAAAAUUGAGAAGCUGGACUUUGCAAGGCUCACUGCACAUCACGCAACAGCCUUGACAUGAGCAACUACAUGUCAGGAGAGAGCUUGUCAGAGCCAGUCUCCGUGGCCCAAACGACAUGACCCAAUUUGUCGGGCUUCCCACCUCUUUUGAAACAGUCAUUGCAAACAUCAGAUGGUGUUCUAUAACCUGGUACAGGUAUUGUUCUUUGUAAACUGUAUUUCUAGGAACUAAAACAUCUCAAAGCAGCUGCUUUUCUGUGUGCUGUAGGAGGAUUGUCUGGUAACCACAGGAAUCUAAGGCUAAACACAUUUAGCUGCAACUUCCCUAUAAUGAAUUUGCCAAUGUAAACAACCCUGUCCCAUAAGUCUCUUCCUGUAAACUGUUCCAGAAAAUAUCCUGACGUGCAGGAUUCGGGCCGGCCCGAUCCAUCAGCCAUGAUGGAGGUUCCUGCCCUAAAGUGCAGACUCUACCUAAUGCCUGAUGCAGCUGUUGUUUCUUAUCCACUGUUCCAUCCAGGUGUGUGCCUUGACAGUGAGACUUUUGUUCUUGAAUGUUUAAAUAUUCUGAUGUUUACUGAAGUUGUUUUGUGGGUGUUUUUUUAAUCCAGACAAAUUGGAGAACAUCCUGGUUGUGACUACAAAACACAAAGGCAACCUCUUUGUGUCAAAAACAUACUUUUUUUCCCAUGCUUAUCUUUUGAAGAACAAAAAGUAUGAGUCAUAAAUGUAGAAUGUCCCUCCUGUAAAGAGCUGAUGGUUGGAUGGUACCAGUAUUUAUUUGCAUGCCCCUAAACACCAGCCCGACCCAGCAUGCUGCCUCACAGGGGAGGACCUGUUCUGCUGCUCUCUGGGAAAGCCAAAGCUUUGGUUCCUCUUCUCCUCAAAGCAGCAAUGAGUGACACGCCACAAGGGGGAAGGGACAGAACUGGCCUUUGAAAGAGGAGUUGUGAUAAACCUCUGAGCUCUUUGUACUGCAGAGGAGGAUGAUAACCUGGGAAAUGCUGCCUGGGCUUGGUGCCCGUAACCUGUGUUACAGCAGCAACAGAGGUUAUCCAAAAUGACCUGGAUAGGCCAAGUCCUCUGCUGCUAGAGAGCAAUGCACACUACAGUAUCUUCCCCAAGGCAGGCAGCAUAUGGACUCAAGUUGGGAACAAGGGUCUAUUCCUUUCCAGCUCUGAGCUCUUCUCUCAUCACCUUGGGCAUGUCCCAUAAUCCUGUGACUUCAGUUUCUUUGCUGGCAAGUGGAAAUGCCACUAACUCAAAAUUACCAUAAUUUCUUGUGAUGUUCAUGCUCCACAGUCUGUAUCUGUUAGAUUCUCUUUGUGACUCAGUGAAUGUAAUGCUGACAUGAGCAUCAUUUAGUGUUUCAUCUUUCAAAAGUGGGAAACUCUAGCUGACUUCUGGCACCAUUUUCCUUAAGAGGUGUGAACAUCUCUUCCCCCUCCGUUUCCAAGCUGCUGUUUGGAAGAGGAAAGCACAGGGAGGUGGAGCAUUGCCCAGGGAACUGGGCUACAGUAAGUCAAGCCAAGGACUGGGUUUUAAAUGCUUCAUCAGGCUCUUUUAAUUGCAUAGCCCCUUCCUAGUUCUACACAAAACUGCCUUCAGCGUGCUGCCUGAGGCACUGCCAGACACUUCCACUGUGCCCUUCAGUGCAUGGUAAAAAUGCUGUUCUUUCAGGGCACUUUUAUUUGGAGAUCUGAUGAUGCUAGUGCUGUAUCACUGAUCUCAUGGAGGUUGAGGUUAAUUUGAGCACCCAGAGGGGCUCUUCUUUUUAAUGCUCUCCAGGGGCCUAUGGCAUGUGAGCACAGAAAAAAUGUGAGGAAAUGGAGGGGACUGUCUCUAAGAAUAAAUACCUAGUUCAGUAUUUGUAGAAUAGAACCUUAAUCCUGACAGUUGUAAAUGUUGGGAUUUUUUUCAAGCAUAGAACCAGCUCAGGCAACCUAAUGCCUUACUUACAAAUGCCUUUGGGGGUGCUGCAAACUAGGAAUGGCCACAGCCUUGUAUAUAAGAAAGAUGCAGAAAUUUCUUCUAAGACUGUAAAUAUUCCUAACUGUAACUGAAUUAAUUCUUACCCUGUUUUUUUAAUAGAAAAAUGCUUGUUAUUUGUAAACCUCAGAAUAAAAUAAUGUCUGGAA